CAACGAUGCGCGGCAGAAUGAGGUUCGGGUUGCUAACCCGCUUCAUUUUACCGGUUGGUACGGUCAUGUCGAUUCAACAUUUUUGUGGCAAGAACAGCCCUUUGGUCGGAAACACCUCGGGAUAUGACGAAGUUGCUCAGAUAUUUGAUGAUAGGCUGUACGACGUGGAAGCACACCCAUGCGAAGAUUUCUACCAUUUUGCAUGUGGUAAAUAUAACAUGAAUGCGAAAAAAGACUUUUUAUUGAAACUCCUCGAAAAUACGCUUGCAACUCUGGAAGGGCUAUUGACCGAUGAAAGUGGAAUACAAUCUAAAGCGUUCAAUUUGUCAAAGCAUUAUUACAUGAGCUGCUUGCGAAACCAUAAAGAAUGGGAAUCACAUACUGGAUAUAUCCAGACAGUGAUCGGAAAGAUUCGAAAUUUUGGUUAUUUUCCUCUGAUUGAUGCCAAUAUAUCGUACUAUAAUCGAUCAAAUUAUGAACGCGAUUUGGUCGAUCUCCUCAUCUACUUCAAUAAAAACGGAUUAACAACCGAAUUUUUGAUGCCAAUGUUUUCCUUCCGUGAUAACGACACUACCAUCAUGCAAUUCUCUUCAAGAAUCGCCUACACCUUCCAUCAAAAUCUCAAACUGGCUAUUGCCUUAUGCAUAAGGACGAAUUCGACUUGUUAUUUACAAAAACUAUUAAAAGAUGUAGCUAAUAUGUGUUUUCUGGCUCUAUAUAUAGACGAUCAUCUCUUCAUGGCAGAUCUACAGCCAACAACGCUUGGAAAAUUGAAUGAAAGUUACUCAUCGGUUGACUUGUUCAAAUAUUUGGCCGAUAUAAGUCCGCUAGAAGUCCGACAUCUUUUCCAAGAUACUCUUCUAGUCGAGGCUCCUCCUCUCGAAACAAUAAAGCGGUUUGACGCUGAGCUGAAAAGGAUUCCUAAAAUUGUUAUCGUAAACACCAUUAUAAGCCAUUUCGUCUUCAACUCUUAUCGUCACCUGGAUGUACGUUUCCAUACGUUGUCGACUCGAGGAAAUGAGAGCGGAGAGCUGAUUAAAUUCGAUUUGAAAAAACUGACGGAGUCAUCGUGCUUCCUGAAAACGCAAGAGAAGUUCGGUCAAGCACUGCUUGCAAGCUAUGCCAGUGCUGCCGACGGACAUGAAACGCAAAAAGUGAUGCAGAAGAUCUAUAAUCACUUGAAGGAUGCCUUUAUUGAAAUGAUCAAUGAGAAGCAUCACUGGAGCAGCAAAAUAAAAGAGAGGUUUCUGAAGAAAAUGGAAAAAAUGGGAAUAAACCUUGGAUUCACCGACGUCGCUGUAGGAAAUUUAGAGGAUUUAGACAAGCUUUAUUUUAAGUAUCUUCGCGUGGAAAACGUAUAUGGCCUGCACUUUUCGGAUAUGGAAGAUAUCUUCAACAGAAUUUCCCUCGUUUAUGACUUUGCUACGUUACAUAACAUCACGGCUGCCGAAGAUCAUCGAAAAAGAAUAGAGGAUAUCUUUCUGGAUGUAUUGAAUGCCUUUUACAAAGCUACUGUUAACAGCUUGGUGAUCUCACCGACUUUGCUACAGUUACCUCUAUAUUCACCACGCUUUCCCAGAUUUUACAAGUUUGGAUGCGUAGGUUUUGUUAUUGCUCAUGAGUUCAUGCACGCAUUUGGAAAACAUGCAAUGCGUAAUGAGUACGGCAAGCUAGACAAUAGUUUACCAGAAGAUUUUCUUAGAAAGCAUAUUUUGAACAUGGCGCUUAUGCAAACAAUGUAUGAAGAACCCCUGAAGAAAUUAGGCUACUCUGAAGACAAAAUGCAUAGAACUACAGAGGAAAAUUUUGCCGAUACUCAAGGAAUGAAGUUAAUUUACAAGGCUUAUCAGAAUGCGAAGAAAGAAGGCCCGGAACCACGCCUCAAAAGCAUACCUUAUUUCAGCGAAGACCAGCUAUUUUUCUUAGCUACUGCUCAAUUUUGGUGUGCUCCUAUAAAGAAGAUUGUGACCCGAGAGAUGUUUUUGCAGGAUCAAUUCGACAGUCAUUCUCCAGAUGUACUGCGGGUCAAUGUGGUGCUUGGAAAUAUGCCCGAAUUUAGUAAGGCAUUUCACUGUGCCCCGAACACUCCAAUGAACUCAGCAGUACAGCGACACCAAGUAUUUCUUUGAUUUGACUUUGCGAA
Molecule: messenger RNA, 2143 nt
Organism: Cylicocyclus nassatus
Lineage: Eukaryota; Metazoa; Nematoda; Chromadorea; Rhabditida; Strongylidae
Source: the annotation of a GenBank genome assembly